Durotheca rogersii is the source of this 4419-nucleotide messenger RNA. Its product is annotated as ABC multidrug transporter. The record is from RefSeq and is a predicted model, not a curated record. Gene Ontology annotation, cellular component: membrane. Bases 1 to 4419 code for a protein of 1472 amino acids. NCBI's taxonomy places the organism in Eukaryota, Fungi, Ascomycota, Sordariomycetes, Xylariales, Xylariaceae. The transcript has 6 exons. Gene Ontology annotation, molecular function: ATP hydrolysis activity; ABC-type transporter activity; ATP binding. Gene Ontology annotation, biological process: transmembrane transport.
AUGUUGUUCUCUGCGUGCGCCGAUACCAAUGACCAGUCCAUCGGACCCAGCGUCCUGGGCUGUCGGGGCGACUUCGACUUCACAGUCAAAUUCGAGCAGUUGUUCUUCUCCCUGCUCCCUUCUGCCAUCUUCACUGUUGCUUCACUAUGGCGUGCUUCUCUCCUAAUACGCAGACCGACGAUCGUCGGCGCGCCUGUGCUGCGUCUGGCGAAAAUGGGAGCCCUGAUGUCGUACGCCUCGCUGGAGUGCUCGCUUCUUCUUCUAGUUGCGAUACGCUUAGUGGACGUCACCAAUUUCGCCAUCGCCUCUUCUGCGCUUCGUCUGGUCGCUGCCUUCUGUAUGAUGUUCCUCUCAUAUCUGGAUCAUAGCAAAUCACCGCGGCCGUCUAUUUUGAUGAGCGCCUAUCUCUUCCUGAGCCUGCUGUUCGAUAUCGUCCAGGCGCGUACCUACUGGCUCGCCACUUCGACGCGGCCUGAGAAGGCAUUCUCGACUAUCUUCACCGCAGCCUUAGCUAUGAAGGUCGUUAUCCUCUUGCUCGAAGCUCGUCGAAAAACGAGAUGGGUCAACUGGGAUUCGAAGAAUCAUAGCCCGGAAGAGACCAGCGGUAUUUACAGCCUAGGCGUCUACUUUUGGCUCAAUCGACUAUUCCUCAAUGGAUAUAGCAAGGUGUUAGCGAUCAAGGAUCUCUACCCUCUUGACGACAACCUAGCCGCGCAGCGUGUUUCUGAGCGAUUCGUUCGAUAUUUAGACGAUGAGAAGCUGAGAAGCGACAAGUUCGGCCUGCUAAAGGUCCUGGGCCGAACCCUUGCGGGCCCUCUCCUUCUCCCGAUCCCGGCGAGACUUGCCUUGACUGCCUUCAGCUUCUGUCAGCCUAUGUUCAUAAGCAGUCUCCUUCAACGCCUCUCGCAAACCGAAACCGCGUUUCCCGACAAUAUUAGUUACGGUUUUAUCGGCGCGAGUAUCUGCAUAUACAGUGGUAUCGCGAUCUCGACGGCAUUCUACUGGUAUCUUCAUCUGCGGACGCUCUAUAUGGCUCGUGCCUGUCUAAUUACAGCAAUUUACACGAAAACCACCGAAGCGCGCAAAUCCGGCGAUGACGAGAACGCGCCGUUGACGUUGAUGAGCAGUGAUAUUGAGCGUAUUUAUAUCGGAUUCAAGGCACUGCACGAAUCCUGGGCCAAUUUCAUCGAGGUGGGACUUGCCGGCUGGUUAUUAUAUGGUUACCUCGGCCCUGCGUUUGUGGCGCCCAUCGUCCUUAUAGCAGUAUGUUCUGUUGGAAUUGUCGUUAUGCUGCAAUACAUGGGAGAAGGCCAAAAGAAAUGGAUGAAAGAGGUUGAAAGGCGUGUUGGACUUACUUCGGGUGUUAUUGCGAACAUGAAGAACAUCAAGAUAUCCGGCCUCACCCUCCCCAUCGCGCACUUCGUCGAGAAACUCCGCCGUGACGAAUUACGGGCGAGUUCCAGGUUCCGAAAGAUGACUUUGGUUUGCGCAACAUUCGCCUAUCUUCCCAUUCUUAUUUCACCUGCCCUGACCUUUGGGGUCGCGCAGCGAAGUCUGGACCCUGCGAGACUCUUCACGUCGAUGUCAUACCUCCUGCUGAUGACGACUCCGCUGAUCAGCUUAUUCCAAGCCCUUCCUCUCUUGGCCGCAGGCUUCGCUUGUGUAGGCCGUAUCCAAACCUACCUGGGGAGCGAGAAACGGGAAGACUUCCGUCAGGUCGUAACCGAAAUUCGUGAUACAGAGAAGCCUACGACAAGCCUAGUCAGUGCCACACCGGCUAUCACCAUCAAGAAUGGCCAUUUCGGAUGGGAGCCAGACAAAAAGGUCCUCAGUAACGUCGACAUUGAAGUCCCUAGCGGCUCUCUUACGAUGAUCGUGGGCCCGGUCGCAUCGGGGAAGUCGUCCUUAUGCAGGGCUCUCUUGGGAGAAAUACCGUACAGCCAAGGGACAGUCACGGUGGCUACUGGGUCUCCACGCGUGGGCUAUUGCGACCAGACGCCCUUCUUGUUGAACGGUAGCAUAAGAGAGAACAUUGUCGGAUAUUCCCCAUUUAAUGCUGACAGAUAUGCCGAGGUCGUUGGCGCGACAAUGCUCAGGGUAGAUUUCGAAUCGCUGCCACAAUCGGAUGAGACGACUGUCGGCAGCAACGGCAUUACUCUUUCGGGUGGCCAAAAGCAGCGAGUAUCAUUGGCGAGGUGCCUCUACCUCCAAGCCGACCUCCUGAUUUUAGACGAUAUUUUCAGCGGCUUGGAUGCCGAUACUGAAGAUCAAGUCUUCCAACGUGUGUUCGGGGUGAACGGGAUUCUACGGCGACGGCAGACGACGGUGGUUCUAUGCACGCAUUCCGUUCGCCAUCUCCCCGCUGCGGAUCAUGUCAUUGCUCUGGGCUCUGAUGGGACCGUCAUCGAACAAGGAAAUUUCAGUGACCUCAUCGCGAACCAGAGUUACGUCCACAGCCUCGGCGUUAAGUCUUCGGCCAGCGAGACUGGCAGCGAAGCAGAGUCUGGCGUCAGUAUCGCCGAACCCCAACUGAGCUUGCUAAGGGAGAUCUCUACCUUGCCUUCCGCAGCGGAACGGGGCGACGAGGGACGACUACAAAGUGACAGAAAGGCCUACAGAGUCUACUUCAAAAGCUUAGGAGCACCACUUGCUACGAGUAUAUUCUUUUUUGGCCUAUGCUGGGGUGCUUUAUAUAACUUCCCAACUGUAUGGCUCAGUUACUGGUCAGAAGACUCCGCGGCGGCUAACCCCUCUCACUCCUUCGGGUAUUAUGCCGGCAUAUAUGCCGGGCUCGAGGUUUCCGCUCUCCUGUCGUUGAUGGCUUUUGGUACCUUGAUAUACGUCACUUCUAUCAAGCGGGUUGGCAUCUCUCUCCACCAUGACGCCUUGCAGACCCUGAUUCACGCGCCGCUUCGCUUCUUCGCCCUGACCGACCAAGGCGUUAUCACGAACCUUUUCUCCCAAGACCUGGGUCUCAUCGAUAACGAGUUACCAUCCGCCUUCCUGAAUACCAUAUUCAGCGUGUUUAUCUCGAUGGGUCAGGCAGCAGUCAUUGCCUCGUCGUCACCUUACCUAGCAAUCAGCUACCCAUUCCUGGUCUACACGUUAUACGCAAUCCAGAAGUUCUAUCUUCGCACCUCGAGGCAGUUGAGGCUACUAGACCUGGAGGCCAAGAGCCCGCUCUAUACUCACUUCCUUGAUACCGCCAAGGGUAUCGUGACCUUUCGAGCGUUCGGAUUUACGAAAGAAAGCCGCGAAAAGAAUGCUCGGCUCCUCGAUACGUCCCAGCGUCCUGCGUAUCUGCUAUCCAUGAUCCAACAAUGGCUAAGUCUCGUGCUCAACAUUGUCGUCGCUAUUACGGCAGUGAUGCUCACGUCUCUGGCCGUGCGCCUACGCUCCAACUCGGGAUUUACCGGUGCGUCACUGGUCACGCUUAUGGCGUUCGGGAAUGUGUUGUCGGACAUCAUCAGCUCAUACACGCUACUCGAGACAUCGCUCGGCGCCAUCACCCGGCUUAAGAGCUUCGACAAGACGGCCAAAACAGAGGAUCAGGACGACGAGACUAUUGUCCCUCCCGAGGAAUGGCCACAGCGAGGAGAGAUUUCUCUCCGAGGCGUUUCGGCUACCUAUAACACCGACGAGGAACCUACCGAAACCCCGACGCUAGCGCUCAAGAACAUCGACCUCCAGAUCCGCGCCGGCGAGAAGGUAGCCAUAUGCGGGCGUACCGGCAGCGGCAAGUCCUCGCUCAUCGCGCUGCUGCUCAAGCUCCUUGACCCCGUCCAGGGGACAACGGCGGCAGCGGCAGACGGCGGCAUCUCGAUCGACGGCACGCUGCUGGGGCGCGUCGACCGGUCGUCGCUACGGCAGCGGGUGAUCGCGAUACCGCAGGACACCGUGUUCCUGCCAGACGGGUCGACGUUCGGGGAGAACCUAGACCCGCUGGGGGUGGCGGCGGCGGCGGACGCGCAGGCGGUACUGGAGGCGGUGGGGCUCUGGAGCUUCGUGGAGGAGCGGGGGGGGAUCGGAGCGGGGAUGGUGGCGGGGACGCUGAGCCAGGGGCAGCGGCAGCUGUUCUCGCUGGCGCGGGCGGUGCUGCGGCGGCGGGAGCGGGCGCGGGCGCUGCUGGGGCCGGGCGGGGCAGGGCGCGAGGACGGCGGCGUGCUGCUGCUCGACGAGGUCAGCUCGAGCGUCGACGGCGAGACGGAGCGCGCGAUGCAGCGCACGAUCCGCACCGAGUUCGCCGCGUACACGGUGGUCGCGGUCAGCCACCGGCUCGAGAUGGUGGCCGACUACGACCGCGUCGUCGUCAUGGACCGCGGCGAGAUCAUCGAGGUCGGCGACCCCGCGCGCCUCAGACAGCAGCCGGGCACCCGGUUCGGCGAGCUGUGGGCGCUGAGCGGGAACGGGGGCAGGUGA